UCAAUUCAUGCAUGUAACGGUAGAGUGCGUUUGAAUUCAUUAUUGUAUCGGCAACACCGCCCUUGUCAUUAUGUUCGUCCAUCUUGGACAAUGAAUAGUGAGUAGAGAGUUCCAAAUGUGUGUUGAAACGGUGAAGUCCGAAUAAAAGCUUAAUAAAGUGAAACGCAGUACUGAAAACACCAUUAGUAUUCCUCGGUGACAAACCCACGAACCGAAUGAGAGCAUGCAAGCGCAGGCUCCCAUUAUAACUGGCGCCCAAGUGUAGGCAUCGAGAAUACGCCAUGUUUUUAGUGCACGUGUAAAGCAAUUCGCCCCAACAAGUAUCGCAUUCAUUGCAUUCUACUGGAUUACCAAGGAGACAAAACACAGCUAGAUCACCGCAAAAUUCGCACCGUACUCCGGAUCUUGCAAUUUUGAAGGUAACCAAAACUUAACCUAAGUCUUCAGGCUUUUGCACGUGUAAAGCAAUUCGCCCCAAUAAGCAUUGCAUUCAUUGCAAUUGAUUGGAUUACCAAGAAGACAAAACACAACUGUAAGUAGCUGUAGCUUUCUUCUACUAAAUACCUAAGUUAAUUCUGGAGCAUUCGACCAAAAUUGACUCUCAAAGAAGCCCAUAUUUGCUACGAUCAUCAAAACUGUCCGGCACUGCACAGGCCAACAACCCCACUAUGAGUGUCACAAUGACAGAUGAGCAAUUCGCAGCCCUUUUAUCACGUUUGUCAGUACAACCAAGCACUUCGCCUGUACCAAUGCAAACUGGAAACUUCUCGAAAUGCAGCACCCGUUUCGAUGGUGCCAAAGAUUCUGAUGUAAAUGCGUUUAUAGACGCCAUUGGAGUGUAUAAAGAUUGCACAAACAUUUCCGACCAAAACGCUCUACGAGGUUUACCGAUGCUCCUAGAUGGAUUUGCAGCGACCUGGUUCCAAGGAGUUAAGUCAAGCCUGACAGACUGGAACAGAGCCCUUAUACUAUUGAGAACUACUUUUGUCCGACAUAUUUAUAUGCAAGGCUCGUGCCGUUUUGGCCCAACUGCCCAAUGAUACGUUGACAGAAGCCACUCAUAUCAAUAUGAUUUAUGGCCUAUUGCAUAGGCGCGUAAGAGGAAAGGUACCUCGUGACAAGGUAUCUUCUUUCGAAGAAUUGCUGACCCAAGCUCGAUUGGCAGAGGAAACUUUUGAAGCACCCGUGUACCGGCAAGAAGACAACCGUUCCCUGGCUACUAAAGAUAAAUUUGUUCGAUGCACUUACUGCAAGAAUCCAGGUCAUGAGAAGGAGAAAUGCCGUAAGCUUAAAAAUUACCAAGAAAGGCGAAACGGAAAUAUUACCACACACACUCAACAGACCCCCAAUCAAGCUACCUUUAGAGCAGGCACUUCAGCGGGUACUCAACCAUCCAGUAACCCCAGCAUAACUUGUUACGGAUGCGGCGCACCAGGCGUAAUCAGGAGUAACUGCCCCAAAUGUUCAAAUAGCAACCGGAAUGGUCCGCCAAGAAGUUCGCUCGCAGCAGCCGAGUUCCUGUGCAGUUCCUUUUUAAAUGACAACUGCGCACGUCCAGUAGUACCCAUUACAAUUCUAGGACAUACUGGAUAUGCUUUUCUAGACACCGGAGCUACUACUAACAUAGCUGGAAGUAGAUUGGCUCAGAUACUCAUCGAAGACGAAGUCCCCUACACAGAGGCAAAGGAUCUAGACAUGGUUCUUGCGGAUGGAGUGAAGAGAAAGGUCCAAGCAUUAAUCUACAAUAUCCCAGUAUCUCUUUACGAUAGGACAACUCAUGUACAAUUGGUAGCUAUACCAGAGCAUGUCAACAGUCGCACCCUUUUGGGAGCGGAAUUUAUUAGCGCAAUGAAACUUGUCCUCGACCUCAACAAUAAUUCUUUCCAAUUUGCAGAUUGCAGUAAUAUUACCUACAGUUGUAUCUCAGAAGAUGACGUCACCACAACUGCUAUCAAUGUGGUUUCACUCUCCAACGCUUUGCGCAAGGAUGAGGCUGUAAAACUGCAACCCGAAGAGAGGCAACAAUUGGACUCGUUACUCACGGACAACGCCACGGUUUUCGAGCCAAGCCUUGAGCCUACCCCGUUUGCAGAACACACGAUCGUCUUACAGGAUGACUCUCCAAUAGCUGUACCGCCGUAUAGAAUGUCAGCUGGAAAGAAGGAGCUACUACGCAAGGAGCUUGAUGUACUCCUCGAAAAUGGAACCAUCGAAGAGUGCGAGUCGCCGUAUGCAGCCCCUGUUGUACUUGUUCCCAAAAAGGAUGGAAAAACCUGUUCCUGGUUCCGUCGUGUCAUCGAGGGUUUCGCCCAAGUUGCCAAGCCCCUCACCUCUUUGACAAAGAAAAAUGCGAAGUGGGAAUCGGAUGAGCCGCAAGCCACAGCUUUCCAGAAGUUGAAGACACUGCUGAGCACGGCCCCAAUAUUACGUCAAGCCGACCCUCGACUCCCAUAUGUUCUUAGGACUGACGCAAGUAGCUACCUCAUGUCAAAUGGUAUCCUUUACAGAUAUAAUCCUGAUACUGACGAAGAAGAACCUCAAUUGGUGAUUGGCACUUCUCAAAUAACAGACAUUCUUCACGAGUAUCACGACUCUCCUACUGCGGGCCACUAUGGGAUAGAACGAACACUUCAGAGAAUUUCCCGAAGGUUCUAUUGGCCCGGAAUGAGGAAGUCUAUCGCAGAAUAUGUUGGUCGAUGCAUCGAAUGCCAACGAUUUAAAGCCACUAAUCUGAAGCCGGCAGGAUUGUUCCAAACUCCGGUGCAGUCUCAACGGUUUGAAGUUAUCGCCAUCGACCUGUUUGGACCGCUCCGAAAAAACUGGACCAAGAUGGACGUCUCUGGCUUGGACGGUCGCUGGGACUGGCAAAACUGUGUCGACUCGUUAUUUUGAAGACUUGUAC
This is a messenger RNA of Dendroctonus ponderosae (mountain pine beetle), 2902 nucleotides long. RefSeq lists its product as uncharacterized. Gene Ontology annotation, molecular function: nucleic acid binding; zinc ion binding. The coding region runs from base 1069 to 2892 and encodes 607 amino acids. The transcript has 4 exons. NCBI's taxonomy places the organism in Eukaryota, Metazoa, Arthropoda, Insecta, Coleoptera, Curculionidae. The record is from RefSeq and is a predicted model, not a curated record.